Messenger RNA from Amphibalanus amphitrite, 1473 nucleotides. RefSeq lists its product as uncharacterized. The transcript has 3 exons. Bases 1 to 1473 code for a protein of 490 amino acids. The record is from RefSeq and is a predicted model, not a curated record. NCBI's taxonomy places the organism in Eukaryota, Metazoa, Arthropoda, Thecostraca, Balanomorpha, Balanidae.
AUGACCGAGAUCCAGGUGAGCCUGACAAAGCUGUCUGUGCCUGAUGAUACCUCGCAUGUUCAGGAUAUGCAGGAUCAGAUUUUCAAAGCUAAGCGUGUGCUUGCUCGUCUGGAAAGGAGCUCUGAGGUCUCUGUUGGAAGGGCUCAGUGUGUGCCGCCUUACCUGGGGGGAAAGCUGGACCUGAAGCUGCCCAAGUUCUGUGGGGACGUGGAAAAGUGGUCAGAGUUCUGGAGCCUGUUCUGUGUAUCUGUCCAUGACAACCCUGCUUAUGCACCUGUCGAAAAGCUGGUGCACUUGAAGGCGCACCUCGUCGAUCAGGCUGAGGUGGCUGUGCAGGGUCUUCCCAUCACUGACCAGGGCUACUUGAAGGCUGUGGAGACCCUGAAGGAAAGGUUUGAUCGCCCAGAUUUGUGCAUUAAGGUGCUGAUGCAGAGAUUGUUGUCCACCACCCCUGUGCACAGUGACAAUGACUUGGUCCGCUUGCGACGCAUGAUUGAUGGGCUGGUUUCUGAGGUCAGGGCGCUGGAGACGAUGAACGUGUUGCCUGACUCAUAUGCUGUCCUGCUGAUGCCUGUGCUAUUGUCUUGCAUCCCUGAGUCAUGGAAGAUUGAGUGGCUGAGAUGCAGUGCUGACUCAUCUGAUGAACUCACAGUCUUCCUGAAGUUCCUGCAGAAGGAGAUGAGCAUCAGGGAGGAGGCAGCUGCUCGGAGGAAGAGGAUCACCAGUGAGCAGCCACCUACCGCAGUACCUGGGAAGCCGACAGUCAGCAUGCUGAACGUGAGGCAGAAGAAGGGACCUGACUGGGUAUGUCUGGCAUGCGGAACGGGUAAGCAUGGCCUGGCUGCGUGUUCGGCCUACCGCACCAUGACUGUGCCUGUUCGCUGGGAUGUUGUGCGCCAGGCUAAGCUCUGCUACCAGUGUCUUGGUCCCCAUCUGCUGCGUGCUUGCCACAGCACCCGAUGCCCAUGGUGUGGUGGCCCGCACCACUCGUCAUUGCACCCGCCGCCCGGAGAGCAUGCAGCCCUCAUGCCUACUGAGAGAUGUGUACCUGAUCGCGGACCUUUGUCACCCCCUGCCGCUGCUGCUGUGUCUGAGAGUCGCAUGCCUGAUCGCAGACCAUUGCCGCCCCCUGCUGCUGCUGGUACUUUUUCUGCCAACCAGGGACGGAUGUGCAUGGGCGUGCGGAGCCAGCAGCACUGCUACGUGCAGACGGCGCUCGUGGAGGUGGCUGGUCCUCGGGGCGUGCGUCUAGUACGCGCGCUGAUUGACGGCGGGGCAGACGCCUCCUUCAUCCGGGCUUCACUGGCUGACCAGCUGGGACUCGAGAAGGUCGGCCAGGGGACCUUCGCGUGUGUCGGAUUCAAGGAAAGAGUUGAGGAGGCUCACCAGUACGACCAAGUAAGCGCGCGGCUCACUGGAUACCAGAAAGCAGACGACCCGGCAGCGGCACGCCUACCGCUGUCAGCUGGUUGA